This is a messenger RNA of Olea europaea var. sylvestris, 971 nucleotides long. RefSeq lists its product as uncharacterized. Bases 199 to 726 code for a protein of 175 amino acids. The record is from RefSeq and is a predicted model, not a curated record. The transcript has 4 exons. NCBI's taxonomy places the organism in Eukaryota, Viridiplantae, Streptophyta, Magnoliopsida, Lamiales, Oleaceae.
CACCCAAAAAAGACUGUUAAUUAUUUUUCUUCUCCUGUGGGUCACGAAGUAUUACCAAAGCCGGCCUCCCCUGAAAACUUUACCCAUUUAAGACCUGAAAACAGGCUACCAAAGAAAAAGCAAAAGAGAAAAAAGAAAAGAUUGCCAAAGAAGAAGAAGGAUUCAAGAAAAAGAAGGGUUUUUUGAAAAAAAAAAAAAAUGCAAAAUCAGAGGUCAAUUGAAACUCAACAGUCUCUGAUGCAAUCUGGGCAGAUUUCAGGAAGUUUGAGUUUCACUGGGAUUAUGACAAAAGAAGAGGAAGAAAUGUCGAAAUCUGCUCUAUUGACUUUUAGGGCUAAGGAGGAAGAGAUUGAGAAGAAGAAAAUGGAGGUUAAGGAGAGAGUUCAAGCACAAUUGGGUAGAAUUGAACAAGAAACAAGGCGUUUGGCUACGAUCAGGGAGGAACUCGACGCCCUAUCGGAUCCGAUGAGAAAGGAAGUUUCACUGGUUCGCAAGAAGAUCGACUCGGUCAACAAGGAGUUAAAACCACUUGGACAGACAUGCCAGAAGAAGGAGAGGGAGUACAAAGAAGCCCUUGAAGCUUUCAACGAAAAGAACAAAGAAAAAGUACAGCUGAUCACAAGAUUGAUGGAGCUGGUAAGUGAAAGCGAGAAAGCAAGAAUGAAGAGGUUGGAGGAGCUGAGCAAGAACUUGGAAACACCACGCAUAGCUAAUGUUGGUGAUUAAGUAGGUUUGUGGGAAAAAUUUGAGAAUGACACUUCUAUUUCCAUAUAAAUGUGGUUGUUUUCGGGUUUGGAUGUAAUAUGUGAUUUUCUUGUUAGUUCGUUCAGCUUUCGAUGGAAGUGUGUCUAAUUUUAGCUGGGGAAUUCUAUUGAUUGUAGAUUUUUAGUGCAUUGGAUGGAAGAAUGGCUUUAUGUAUACCCACAAAUGUUGACAGUUUUCUUGAUAUUAUAGUGUUUGUUCCAUGGAAA